Molecule: messenger RNA, 938 nt
Organism: Polychytrium aggregatum
Lineage: Eukaryota; Fungi; Chytridiomycota; Chytridiomycetes; Polychytriales
Exons: 3
Coding region: 85-927 (280 amino acids)
Biological process (GO): actin filament bundle assembly
Cellular component (GO): actin cytoskeleton; plasma membrane
Molecular function (GO): actin filament binding
Source: RefSeq, a predicted model, not a curated record
CACCCAGCGAGCACAUUGGUGCCACCACCCGACCCGACCCAACCCCUGAUCCGUCUCCGCGCUCCUUCACACGGUCUCUCCGUCAUGUCCGCUGUCAGCGCCCGUCUAGAGUUCUUCUCGUCGCUCGGCAAUGCCCAGCCUGGAAGCAAUGCCCAGCCUGGAAGCAAGCCAGUCCAGUCCAACUUCUCUCUUCCCCAGAAAGCCCCGUCCCUCGCGACAGCUCCACGAGACGCUCCAGUCCAGGCACAGGCCACCCAGAAGCAGGACUCUGUCUCCAAUGUCUUUGUUCCGGUCAAGGACCGCAUCAAAAAAUAUGCCAACGAGCACUCGUCGCAAACACCCCGGCUGCCCAGCCAGCCCGACGCUGUCAAGCACGGCGGCUCCCCCAAGGCAAAGUCCGGCAGUGCCAGCCUGGACAACAGCGCCGACGAUAUCAGCAAGUCUCCCGUCAGUCCCCACAGCACGGCUUCCGACGCCGAGUCUCCACAGUCUCGCCAGCCAGCCGAGCCGGUUGAAGAGGGUCGCCGCCUCUCCUAUGCCCAGGUCGCUGCCCACGAGCCCCGACGCUCGUCGCUCAGCAACAUCUCUCCGCAGACCGGUGUCGUCGUCAAGAGCCUUGCCCAGAAUACGGGCUCGGCCUCACCUUCUCGCGGAGGCAACAAGUGCGAAGUGUGCCAGAAGACAGUGUAUAUGCUUGAGCAGACCACUCUCGACAACAAGGUCUUCCACAAAACCUGUCUCAAGUGCGCGCACUGCCAUAACACCCUGAAGCUGGGCAACCUCGCUGCAAUGGACGGAAAGUACUACUGCAAACCUCACUUUAAGCAGCUCUUCAAGCUCAAGGGCAACUACAGCGAGGGCUUCGGGAUGGAGGAGCCAAAGCGAAAAUGGGCUAGUGAGCACGCCAACCAACAGGGCACAGCCUGAAAGUGCUGUCG